UGUAUCACUCUUAUCCUCUUCCACAAACACCACUUUGCUAUCUUUUAACUCAAAUUUACACAAACCAAUGGCUCCAACACUUGCUGAUCCAUUCAAUGAUUCUUCUGCUCUCAUUGACUUUGUUAUUAACCAAGGGAAUGGAGUGAAGGGUUUGUCCGAACUGGGUCUUAAAGCCCUCCCUAAGCAGUAUGUCCAACCUUUGGAAGAGAGGAUGUGCAUGACCAAUAUUGUACCCCAAGGGUCAAUUCCCAUCAUUGAUAUGUCAAACUGGGAAGAUCCCAACUUAGCGAAAUCAAUUUGUGAUGCUGCGUCGGAAUGGGGCUUCUUCCAAAUUGUUAAUCAUGAUGUGCCUGUUGAAGUGUUGGAGAAUGUUAAAGAUGCUACUUAUAACUUCUUUAGAUUGCCAGCUGAGGUUAAAAAUAAGUAUUCCAAGGAACAUUCAUCUUCAAACAAUGUGAGGUUUGGUACAAGUUUUACCCCUCAAGCAGAAAAGGCUCUCGAGUGGAAAGAUUAUCUCAGCUUGUUUUAUGUCUCUGAAGAAGAAGCUUCUGCACUAUGGCCUUCUGUCUGUAGGGAGCAAGUGUUAGAUUACAUGAAGAAGUCCAAAGUUGUCAUUAAACAACUAUUACAGGUGCUAAUGAAGGGUCUAAAUGUCAAUGAGAUUGAUGAGGCAAAAGAAUCAUUAUUGAUGGGUUCAAUGAGGACUAACCUUAACUACUAUCCUAAAUGUCCAAACCCUGAACUCACUGUCGGAGUAGGUCGUCACUCUGAUGUCUCAACUCUUACAAUUCUUCUUCAAGAUGAGAUUGGGGGACUUUUCGUAAGAGGAAACAAGGGAGAUGAUUGGAUUCAUGUUCCUCCAAUUAAAGGUUCUCUUGUGAUCAAUGUUGGAGAUGCACUACAAAUAAUGAGCAAUGGAAGGUAUAGGAGUGUUGAACAUCGUGUGGUCGCCAAUGGAAGUAAGAACAGAAUUUCAGUCCCUAUUUUUGUGAAUCCAAGACCUGUUGAUAUGAUAGGACCAUUGCCUGAACUGGUCGCAAAUGGUGAGAAACCAAUUUACAAACAAGUUCUUUAUUCAGAUUACGUCAAACAUUUCUUUCGUAAAGCACAUGACGGGAAGAAAACAGUUGAAUUUGCUGAAUUAUAAACAUCUCCUAUUUCUUUUAUCUAAUCUAGUGAAGCUCUUGAUUUUGUAAUGAAAAAUGACUAAGAUAAAUAAUAUGUAUGGAACUGGCCGUUGUCUAAGAAAAUGUGUAGUAGUAUAAGAUAAUAAAAUCAUUCAUUGAUUUUGAAAUAAUAAAAAAUGUCUUAAUCUUUCUUUUUAUUCAAUUUCUA
Molecule: messenger RNA, 1335 nt
Organism: Gossypium raimondii (Peruvian cotton)
Lineage: Eukaryota; Viridiplantae; Streptophyta; Magnoliopsida; Malvales; Malvaceae
Product: feruloyl CoA ortho-hydroxylase F6H1-3
Exons: 2
Coding region: 68-1147 (359 amino acids)
Source: RefSeq, a predicted model, not a curated record